AAAAAAAAAAAAUAAAAAAAAAUUGAAAAAAAAAACAAAAAAGAAUUAAAUAAACAUAAUUACUUUCGCACACAAUCAAACGUACAUAUACACUAAUAUAUACGCAUUACCUACCUAUGCAAUAAUCGCAUUGGCAACGAAAACGAGACAAAUCGAAUCGAUUAAAAUCAAAUCAAUACCUCAACAUUGACUCUCGAUGGGAGGCAAUAAUCGAAAUAAUUGUCAAAUUGUUGUCUCCCGUUAAAUUGGCCGAGCAACGAGCGACGCGAAUACUCAAUUAAUGCAGUUUAUUAACGAAAUUUCUAUGAUACAGACGACUUUUAUUUAGACUUAAGUCUACAUACUAAGGCAUUCUAGUGGAAUAAUAUUAAGGAGACGUAAAGAAGAUAAAUUUUUUUUGUUCUUUUUUGUCUUUUUUUUUUUUUUUUUUUUUUUUCUCAACUCUUAGAAAUUAAAUGCGUGAGUGAAAAAGAAAUUAGUUUUUUUAACGGUGUUAAAGAAAGUUGUUAAAAAGUUUUAUUCUAUUUUAUGGCGCGUGGACGUAAUCAUAAUCGUAACCGAAAUCAUUCGUUACAAAAUUCAUCGAAUUCAACUCAGCAGCAAACUAAUCAACAGCAGCUGCAACAGCAAACGAAAACUAAACAGCCACCGCCUGCACCUGUUGCCUCAAUUAUUCGAAAUAAUCAUUGUUCACCCUCAACAAACUCAGAAGAAGAAGAGAAAAGAAAUGAUGCCAUUUGCAACGAUCCAAGUAGUAAUAAUAAUUAUGCUGUAAAAAAUACUGCCUAUGAAAUAAAAGCUAUCGCACACCUUGAAAGUAGUAGCAACACCGGCCCCGCGAGUUGUUCAACCACAAAUACUUAUCAAAUGACGACGUCUAAUAAUAGCCUAAAGAAUUUCAACCAAGUCAAAGUGAAUAAUAAUAAUGAAAAUGACGGUGACGAUAGCGAUCAUAAUGAUAAUAAUGAUUGUGAUAAUAAUGAUGACGAUGAUGUCGAGAGUGAAGUGCUUAAACAUCAAAGUAAUUCAGCCGGAGAGAAUUGCCAUUACUCUAGCACUUCGCCAAAAAGAGAUGCAAAUUGUGAUCAUAUCGAUGAGAGAGUUAACGAACUAAGAGGUGGUAAUAUCGCUAAAAAUAAAGAGACGGCUAAUAUUAUUCGUUCUUCAUGCACCGAGCAAAACGGCAGUGUGUACGCGCAAGUAAUACAAAAAGAAAAUAAAGGGACUAGCGAUUGCCCUCAGUUCAUAAAUAACUACAAUUAUGCAAAUGACGCUUUCGUAGGAUCUGCCGGAUUAAACCAAUAUGAUCCAAAUAGUGUUAUUAUAACAGAUGUAAGAAAUUUCAAUAAUAAUAAUAAUAAUAAUAAUAAUAAUAACAACGAAAAUCACGUGCAUAUGGUGGCAAUGGGUCAGAAAACUACUAAGUGUGAAUCGAAUAACACUUCAAACUAUCCGUCAUUACCGUCAAGUAAUCGUGAAUCUUUCAAUUCAAUAUCUGAAGGUUCAAGUACCGGAAGUAAACGUGAACGUGAAACAUCGUCAUCGUCAGCAUUGUCGCUAAACGACACUCAAGUGCCUUUAAUAACAGUGAGUGAUUGCAGUAAUGAUGACGCCUUCAGUAGUAGUAGCCAUGAAGAAGUUCAAUGCGUUGAAAGAAAUUUAAAUGAGAAAGAGGAAUUUUUUGAUUUUGAAACGGAAAAUCGUCAAGAAAUUUUUGUGGAUACACAAAAUGAGGAAAUAUUAAAUUAUGAACAGCAAAAAACAAAUACACAUCAUUAUUCUCCUCCCACCGCCUUCCCGUAUAAUCAAAUGCGUUGCAAUCAAAACAAAUUAGAAGAUGUACCAGAACAAGAAGAAAACGAAGAAGACGACCAAGAAGACGAAGACGAUGAAAAUGAUGAAGAAAAAGAUGAUGUUGAUAGCAGUAAAGAAGAAGAAGAAGACGAAGAGUUUGUUGAUGCCGAUCGGUCAGACUGUUUAAAAACCGUACUAGCAAAACAUUCAAGUUCAUGUACUCCCGACGAACCUUUGCCGCUGCUCAAAAGCAAUACAAAUGAAAGUGACCUAAACUCAAGUAACAGUUUUCUUGAUUCUGGUAUGGGUGACUCUCUGGCCACGUCUGCAAACUAUCAUUGCAGCACAAAUGCAGGCUCGCAUCAGCAAAAACACGACUACUUCCAGCAGCAACGGUUACCUUUUGUGCGUGACAAUAAUUCCACCGAUUGCGACGAGACUUUAACUCAAUGCGAUGAUUUACAAGACUUUAUCGACGCGCCGCAUGCUUAUCAUGAAUCUGCUGAACGCUUGGUUUGCAUUGAAAGCAUAAGUUUGCCAGAUGUGGUUGUCGAGUCGACCAACUCUAGCGGCAGUAGUAGCAGUAGUUCUUCCUCUGCAACACAAUCGAAUGUUAAUUCUUCUUCUACAUCUUCGACUGAUACAGAAUGUGAUAUUAUUAAUAUAAACGGAGCUGAAAGCAACAAUUGUGGAAAUGUACACUUUAUACCCAUACACCUUGAGGGUCAGCGCAAUAAGCUGAAAACAAACGAUAGCAUUAAUGGUAGCACACAAAGUGAUUCAAUCGAAAUCACUGAGAUACCAUUGAGGAGAAGUAAGCAUAUAUCAGAAAAUGAUUUACAAGCGGAAAAGUUAAAACAAGAAUUGCAGGAGCAAAAAUCACAGUUUCAUAUACAAUUGGAAGAUGCCCAUAAGAAUGUGCAAAGCCUUGAAGGCAAAAUUAAUGAAAUGCAAUUAAAAAUAGAAAAUUUAGAGCAGGAUUUAUCGGCAAAAACUUGGAAUGUUGACAGACUGCAGGGUGAAUUAAAUGCAGCGCAAAGGGACGAUGAAUACGUUAGGAAAAAGUUGAAAUUACUGGAAGAUGAGAAAAACAAUUUACGGCACCGUUACGAUGAAUGGGAAGAUGAGUUCAAAAAGAAAUAUGAUGAACUCGAAACGCAAUAUCAUGAACUGCAAGAUCAGUACAAAGAAACUCAAAGUUUAGCAAGUAGUUUACAUAGUCAAUUAAUGGUGGCGCAAAAUGAAGUGGAAAAAUGGCGUAAAGAAAUUGAAACGAUACGCGUCGACUUAGAGGAGCAAAUAAGGAUAUUAAAGAACGCUUUGGAAAAUUCGGAAAAUGAGCGUAAAAUAUGCGAAGACCGGUGGCAAAAACAAUUUGAGAUGCUCCGUACUCAUAAUAUGGAUCGUGAGGAAUCUAUUAUGACGGAUUGCGAGUGGCAGUUACGGCAAAUGCAGAAACAGUGCAAAGAUAAAACCGAUAAUGCCGAACGUGAACGUAAAGUAGCCGUUGAAAAAGUUGAACGAUUGGAGAAUGAAUUGGAGGAACGUUGUAAAGAAGUUGAUGAUUUACGUCACUUUCAGGCUCAAGUAAAUUCUUUACGCGGUGUAGUCACCGAACAAGAGCACUCCAUUCGUAGUCUAGUUGAGCAAAUUGAAAAUCUUAAAAGUGAUUUAACGGCGGCUAACGAUAAUUUACAAGAACAAAUCGAAAAUGUUGAAAAAAUCAAAAUCAAAUGUGAUCGAACUUUAUAUGACAAAGAGCGUCAGAUGUUAUAUCGUAUUGACGAAGUGCGUAACGAAGCGGCUGCUUUUUGGGAAGACAAACUGUACACCGAAAUGACAAGACUGAAGAACGAACUUGAAUCGGUUUAUAUCGACGAAAGGCGAGACGCCCUUGACAAACUUCAAACCGAACAUAUAGAAGAAUUACGUGCAAUCACCAAUCGUUACACAGCUAACGAAGAUGAAUUGCGCGCUGAAUUAACUGAAGUUCAGGAAAGACUUGAACUAAAAACUGAUGAUUUUUUAGAGUUGCGAGAGAAAUCCGAUAAUGCUUUAUUACAAAUUCGGAUGCAUCUUGAACGAGCCGAUCGUGACUAUCAAGUGGCCAUGUGCCGCGAAGAAGAAAAACGCGAGGCUUUAGAAAAUGAUUUACGUAAACAAUUUGAAAGUGAAAAACAAGAAAUGGAAGAACGUUUCGAAAAACGCUUAGACGAAAUGAAAGAUGAAUUUGCGAAGAAAAUGAAUAUUGCUUCGCACGAAAUAACGUCCAAGCAUCAAAAGGAAAUUGGAAAAAUGAAAGAGCAAUUGUUAAGCGAGAAAGAAGAGGCCCUGCAAGAGUUAACCGAAAAACAUCGCAAAAAAUUGAAAGAUUGCGAAGACAAUGUGAAGGAACUAGAAUUGCAACAUAAACGUGAUCUAAAAGACUUAAGAUCAGCUUAUGAUGCUGAGAAGGCUGUGUUAGACAAACGAGACAUUAAUAAUGCCAACGAAAUCGAACAACUGCACCGUAAAUGUCGUUGCCUAACAAAUCUAUUUGAAGAGAUGCGCAUGCGUUACGAGCGACGUGAUCCGCGACCUGAGGAUCUUCGAGAAAUCUCUGAGUUGCGUAGCCGCUGUGAAGCCCAAGAACGCGAUCUCUAUUUACUCACUGAUCGCCUGCGGGAAAUGCAAAUACAAAUGAACGAACUGCAACGAAACGGUAACGAUUGUAACGUCCUAAAUAGUAAAAAUAAUAAGAAAUCAAAACAGAUAAAAAAACCUCCGCCAAAAACUAUACCGACCAGCUGCGAUAUCAUUUAUGAGGAAAACGAAGAACGUGACUCGCCACCGCCAUCCGCAACACUUACACAAAAUGCAUACUUAGUAAAUAAUAGCAAUAAUAAUGGAAAUCAGAAAGAUCAUAGCUCAAAAAACGAGAAAAUUGCUGACGUAAUUCCCGCAGGCCAUAAUAACUAUAAAGUCAAUGGGAAAUUAAUUAAUAAUGUGAACGAGGAUGAUAGCCAUAUGAUCACAGCUAUGUAAUGUGUGGUCUGUGCGACAGGAGAUGGAGAGAGAGAGAGAGAGAGAGAGAGAGAGAGGGUUCGGUGAUGGACGGUGGAUGGGACGAUUAAAGGGGAUGGAGAAAGCACGAUAGGUUAAUAUUCUCAACUCAUUUUCAGCUGCUUUCACGAUUACAUUUCCUGCUCUUAUAAAUUUUAAUUAUUUUUUUUUUUUUUUAAUAUAUUUUCAUAUAUUUUUUUGUUUUAUUUUUUAUUAUUAUUUAUUAUUAUUAUGGUACGUAGGUGCGAAAUUGGUGCCAUGAUGCCAAUCGCGUAAUUUCGAUACGAAAUCAACAUUUGGCAUAUUAUCGAAUUCACAACUAAUUUACAUUUACAAAUAAUAUGUUUUUCUCUGUUCCUUUAUGAAUUCGUUGACUAGUUGUAAUUGUAUGUAAAUUGAAUUUCAAUUUCUGAAUAUUAAAAUUAUCCAUUUUAUGUGCAUUGAAAUUAAGGGGAAAAACAAAGAAUUAAAAAAUAAAAAAAAAAACA
Glossina fuscipes is the source of this 5324-nucleotide messenger RNA. RefSeq lists its product as uncharacterized. The coding region runs from base 529 to 4818 and encodes 1429 amino acids. The record is from RefSeq and is a predicted model, not a curated record. The transcript is spliced from 5 exons. NCBI's taxonomy places the organism in Eukaryota, Metazoa, Arthropoda, Insecta, Diptera, Glossinidae.